AUGGCGGCCAUCAUACAGUAUCGCCAACUGCGCCAAUCUGUGCAACAGCAGCUACAAACGCACAAGGAAAACGAUGUCGACUACGCUCAGAUUCCCGGGAUCUCGGUGCAGCUCGACCACAAUGGGGUCGAAUAUUUGCAGGUGGGUUGGACUGGACCUCAGGAUCCAUUCUGCCCUCAGGCAUGGUCAAUGAGCCGCCGGGUGUGUACGACUCUGUCCGUCUGCCUCAUUGCACUGGUGACAACAAUGGCAUCUGCAAUUGAUUCCGCGGUCAUCUCAGAGGCCUCUGCAGAGUUCGGAGUCUCGGAAGUAACCGAGUCCCUUGCUACUGGUAUUUAUCUGAUUGGAUUUGGUGCUGGUGCACUCGUGGCGAGUCCCUUGUCGGAAAUGAUCGGUCGCUAUCCUGUCUACCUUGGGGCACUUGUGAUAUUUGGAGCAUGGAUUCUCGGCGCAGCGCUGGCCCCGAAUAUAGGAGGACAGUUGGUCUUUCGCUUUCUUGCCGGCCUAUGUGGUGCUGCGCCUCUGACUGUGGCCGGAGGGUCCAUCUCAGACGUUUGGAACACUCUUGAAAAGACGUUUGGGUUUCCCGCCUUCGCCAUCCCUGCUUUUGGUGGUCCAACCCUAGGACCUAUGGUCGGAGCAUACAUUGGGUAUAGCCCGCAUAUCAGCUGGAGAUGGUCGGAGUGGAUUAUGCUUGUCCUAGAUGGUCUUACGAUCUGCGUGAUUUUCUUGACCAGUCGUGAAACAUUUGGUCCGCGACUACUCCUUUACAAGGCUCGAUUCUUUCGUCAGGAAACGGGCGAUCAGCGAUUCAAGACUAGGGAAGAGGCAUCCGGCGACGAGAACACUGCUACAGUUUUGAAAAGGCACUUCUCACGGCCGUGGAUUCUCCUAGCGGAGCCGAUUGUUAUUUGCUUCACUUUCUACCUUACUGUGAUUUAUAUUGUCCUUUUUACAUUCUUGGAUGGAUACCCAACCAUCUUCGGGGAAACUUACGGUAUCAACAAUGGUUUGGUCAAUAUCUGUUUCCUUGGGCUCUUCAUUGGUAUCCUGUUAGCCGUACUCACCGUGCCCAUCCUAUACGUCCAAACUGCCAGGCAGCUCCAGCGCGAUGGCGACGAUGGGUCGGGACGGAUGUUGAACCAGGAGUCUCGCUUAUUUUUCGCCCGUUGCGGCGCUCCUGUUGUGCCAAUUGGAUUAUUUUGGAUGGGAUGGACAGCUUAUCCAUCCAUCCCGAUCUGGUCGCCCCUCGCGGCGUCGAUUCUCAUCGGAUUCGGUAUCAUCUGCAUAUUUAUGUCUGCUUAUAUGUACACCAUCGAUUCAUACGGUCAGUACGCCGCAUCGGCCCUCACAUUCAUCGCUCUUGUGCGAUAUCUCGUGGCGGGUGGGAUGACGGUCGUUGGGAUCCCCAUGUACAAUAAUUUGGGCGCGCAUUGGACCCUGACAGUCCUUGGGAUCAUCAGCACCGUGGCAAUACCGAUUCCCUACGCGCUUUCAAUAUGGGGCCCUUCACUGCGGAAGAGGAGUAAGUGGGCUAUCAACAAGGAGAUGUAG
This is a messenger RNA of Talaromyces rugulosus, 1554 nucleotides long. RefSeq lists its product as uncharacterized. Gene Ontology annotation, molecular function: transmembrane transporter activity. Lineage: Eukaryota; Fungi; Ascomycota; Eurotiomycetes; Eurotiales; Trichocomaceae. Bases 1 to 1554 code for a protein of 517 amino acids. Gene Ontology annotation, biological process: transmembrane transport. The transcript is spliced from 4 exons. The record is from RefSeq and is a predicted model, not a curated record.